Didymodactylos carnosus is the source of this 765-nucleotide messenger RNA. The record is from the annotation of a GenBank genome assembly. Lineage: Eukaryota; Metazoa; Rotifera; Eurotatoria; Philodinida; Philodinidae.
AUGUCAUCUAAAGGCAACGAACUUAUCCUUGGCUAUUGGGAUAUACGUGGCUUUGUUGAACCAUCACGUUUAUUACUUCAGUAUACAAAGACACCAUUUCAAAAUAAAUUAUAUCGUUUUGGUGAUGCUCCUGAUUACUCACGUGAGCAAUGGCUUAAAGAAAAAUCAACAUUGGGCUUAGAUUUUCCAAAUUUACCCUAUUUAAUUGAUGGCGAUUUAAAAUUAUCUCAAAGUAAAUCGAUUUUAACUCAUUUGGGAAGAAAAUGCAACCUCAUGGGUAAAACUGAACAUGAAACAUCAAUGAUUGAAUUACUUAUUGAUCAAUCACAUGAUUUACGUAGUGAUUUAAACAAUGUUUGUUAUCGUGCCAUUAAUUUUGAAGCGGUUAAAAAAAAUUUUUGUGAAUCAACAUUACCGAUACAUUUAAAAAUGUAUGAUGAUUUUCUGUCUAAACAUGGAAAAAAAUGGUUACUAAGUGAUCAAUUGACAGCAGCUGAUUUUCAAUUUUUUGAAUAUAUUGAUUGUUGUUGGGUAUUAUCAAAUGAUACAUGGGAAGAAUAUCCAACAGUAUUGAAAUAUAUGAAACAAUUUCGUGAGAUACCCGAACUAAAAAAAUACCUUGAGGGCGAACAUCAGAAGAGACCAAUUAAUGGUAAAACAGCGAAAUUUGGUGGAAAUGCAGUAAAACAUGAAGAAAAGAAAAAGGAAGAAAAAAAGAUUGAACCAGAAGAAACAGCAGCCGCUCCAACAGAACAAAAAAGUUAA